AUGACUAACCUAUUCUCCAGAACCUUCCAUUGUCUUUGGUUUCCAUCCACCAUUCUUCCUCCUAAACCACUUUCCCAAACCCUUCCAUUUUCAACUCCAAUUCAACUUCCCAGACGCUUCAUCUUCACCUCCACUCGCCGCCACUCCAGUCUUCUUCCCAGUUCAGCUUCAUCCUCAACCUCAUCUCCUCACGAUCAUGAAUCUGUUGAACUCAUCUCUUCAACUCAACAUUCGGAUGGAAGUAUUGUGUUUACAUUUGGAAAUGCUAGUGAGAUUAGAGAAACGAUAGAUGAAUUAAAUGAACAGAAACUUGUUCCUGAGGGUGUUAUUCAGGGAGGAGGUGUUGGUGUUUUGGUGAGUGAUGAUGGUGUUGAAAAGUUGAGAAAUGAGGAUGAUGGUAACUUAGGAGAAGAAAUUGAAUCAUCUUCGACUGUAGUAGUUGCUGUUGCUGAUCAAAAUCCUCAGCUUCUCGAGAGUGAAGACGAAAGUAGUGUUGUUCCUGAGAAGGAGACACCUGUGAUCAAUGAUUUGCAAAAAAUUGAUAAAAAGUUGAUGUUGGAUACAGUCGAGGAAGAUUCUCGAGUUGGUAGUCUCGAAGAAGUUGGCGUUUUGACAGUUUCUCCAGCAGAGUCAGAUGUGAUUUCUGAUCUGAGUAGUGGUGCUUCUUUGGAAGUUGAAGAGAAAGUUUACAAUGGUGGCGGUGUGGAUAGAGCAGCAAACAGCCCAGCAAGCGGCGUUGACACUAGUGACUUGACUGAAUUGGUGCAAGUUUCCACUUCUAUAAAGUCUGAUCAUUCUGUCAACGGAACAACAAGCAACUUGACAGGCAGUGUUGAUGCUGAGAUAAGUGAGUUGAAAACAGCAUCCACUUCUUUGGAGUCUGCGCAAGAUGAUUAUAGUGCGACAGACAAUCUGAGCGGCGGUGUUGAUGCCGAAAUAAGUAAAUUGGUGCCAGUAUCAGCUUCUUCAGAGUCCACGCAAGAUGAUUAUAGUGCAACAAACAAUUCGACUGACAGUGUUGAUACUGAAACAAAUGAAUUGGUGCCGGUAUCAACUUCAGAGUCUGCGCAGAAUGAUUACAGUGCAACAGACAAUCUGACUGUCAACGUUGACGCUAAAACAAAUGAAUUGGCGCCGGUAUCAACUUCUUCAGAAUCGGAACAAAUUGGUUAUAGUGCAGCAGGCAUUCUGACUGGCACCAUCAGUGCUGACAUAAGUGAACUGGAACCAGUAUCCACUUCAUUAGAGUCUGCACAAGAUGAUUAUAGUGCAACAACAGACAAUCUAACUGGCAGUGUUGAUGUCGAAACAAGUGAAUUGGUGCCAGUAUCCACUUCUUCAGAGUCGGAACAAGUUGGUUAUAGUGCAGCAGGCAUUCUGACUGGCAGUACCGAUGCUGAUAUAAAUGAACUGGAACCAGUAUCCCCUUCUUUAGAGUCUACACAAGAUGAGGAAGACAUAACUGAGUUUGUGCCAGUAUUAACUUCUUCAGAGUCUGAACAAGUUGGUUAUGCUGCAACAGACAAUCUGACUGGGAGUGUCGAUGCCGAAACAAAUGAAUUGGUGCCGGUAUCCACUACCUUAGAGUCUGAACAAGUUGGUUAUAGUGCAACGGACCACCUGACUGGCAGUGUUGAUGCCACAAUAAGUGAAUUGGUGCCAGUGUCCCCUUCCUUAGAGUCUGAACAACUUGAUUAUAGUGCAGCUGACAAUCUGGCUGGCAGUGUUGACUUAGACGAGAUUGAUUUGGUGCCAUUAUCCGCUUAUUCAGAGUCUGAACAAUUUGAUUUUAGUGAAACAACCCACCUGACUGAUAGCGCUGUUGCCGAGUUUAGUGAGUCGGUCCAAACAUCCACUUCUUUAGAAGCUGAACAAGUUGAUUACAGUGCAACAGACAACUUGAUUGCCAGUGUUGAUACCGAGUUAAGUGAAUUGGUGCCAUUACCCACUUCUUUAGAGCCUGAACAAGUUGAUUCUAGUGCAAUAGACAACUUGACUGAUGAUGUUGAUGAUUGCAUAAUACAUGAGUUGGCAUCACUACCGAAUUCUUCAGACUCUGAUCAGUCUGUUAUUAGAGAAACAACCCACCUGGCUGAUGAUGUUGAUGCCGGGUUUAGCGAGUCAGUGCCAUUAUCCACUUCUUUAGAGGCUGAACAAGUUGAUUAUAGUGAAACAAACAACCUGACAUCCGGUGUUGAUACCGAGUUAAAUGCAUUGGUGCCAAUAUCCACUUCUUUAGAGCCAGAACAACUUGAUUAUAGUGCAACAGACCAGUUGGUUGGUGGUCUUGAUACUGACUUAACCAAAUCGACACUAGUGUCUACUUCUUCAGGGUUUGAACUUCAUGCUAAUGAUGAUGAAACAAGCCUCCACGUCGUAGAUGACUCAGUUGAUGCAAGUGAAAUGCAAAAGUCAACACUGCUGGAUGAAUUGGUUCCAUCCUCAGACUUGGAAAACAAAAUAGGCGUUGGCAAUACCGAAAGAAGUGAUUAUGAAAAUCCAUUAUUUAAUACUUUACCAGAGAUACAUUCAGUUGAAAUGCCUAGUGACGAGGAAAAACUUACAAGAACGGAGCUUUUCCUGGUUUCUGGUGCUGCUUGCUUGCCUCAUCCCUCCGAGGCACUGACAAAUCGAGAAGAUGCUUAUAUUAUUUCUCCCCAAAACUGGCUAGUUGUGGCUGAUGGAGUUGGCCAGUGGUCUCUUGAAGGGAGUAAUACCAGAGUGUAUAUCAGGGAACUCAUGGAAAAGUGUGAAGAUAUUGUGUCAAAUUAUGAGAACAUUUCAACAAUAAAACCUGCAGAUGUUCUUAUCAGAAGUGCUGCUGAAACACAAUCUCCAGGGUCAUCUUCAGUUUUGGUAGCUUAUUUUGACGGACAGGCCCUUCAUGCAGCCAAUGUUGGUAACACUGGAUUUAUCAUUAUAAGAGAUGGUUCCGUCUUCAAAAUAUCAAAUGCAAUGUUGCACGAGCUCAGUUUUCCGAUACAUUUGGUUAAAGGCGACGACCACUCAGAAGUCAUAGAGGAGUACAAAAUCGAUCUAAACAAUGGCGACGUGAUUGUAUUUGGCACAAAUGGCCUUUUUGACAAUCUUUAUGAGCAUGAAAUCGCAUCAACUAUAUCAAAAUCACUACAAGCUAGCUUGGAACCUCAGGAAAUAGCAGGAAUUUUGGCGACGGCGGCACAAGAGGUUGGAAGAUCAAGAUCAAAUGGAAGUCCUUUUGCUGAUGCAGCACAGGCUUUGGGGUAUGUGAGUUAUGCAGGAGGGAAGCUUGAUGAUGUAACUGUUAUAGUGUCAUUAGUUCAAACUACAUAG
This is a messenger RNA of Lathyrus sativus (Indian pea), 3312 nucleotides long. The record is from the annotation of a GenBank genome assembly. NCBI's taxonomy places the organism in Eukaryota, Viridiplantae, Streptophyta, Magnoliopsida, Fabales, Fabaceae.